CAAUCCCUCACGGAGACAACUUCGAAAAGAUAUUUCUGACGCGGAAAAAAAGCAAGAAGGAAAAUCGUCGAGUGCCACUGCCACACGACAGCCCAAUUCUAUGCCAAGUGGUAUCUCAAUAGCAUCCACGUAUGGUGUGCCAUAGAGAUGAUGAAAACGUGUCAAUCAACAAUAAAAUAGCAAUUUGGGAGAAGCUCCAAACAGCUGUAUAGUUAGCACUGUUACUAAUCAUGUUUAUUAUAAUUUGUGAUCUAUCCAUUGCCUCUUUGACUCAUUUGGCAUUAACAACAUGAAGAAUUAUCUUCAACUUAGGAGCUACUACUAUUUGUUCUUUCUCUUACUGUUGUUCACAAUAUCCUUGCACUAUAGUAUUGGCAGUGCUGGAGAUAGACAAGAAGAAGAAGAGCAGCAGAUUCAAGAACAACAACUUCAUAUUAAGAGUAAGACUCCUAUUAUAGAGACUGUCAAGAAAAUGUUUUCUUUUCCCACUUCUUUUCCUCAAACUUCAGCCAAUUACUGGAGCAGAUUCGAAUCACUAAUCAAACAAGGCAAGGCCUACUUCUCUCCUCCAACUCUAGAUUUCAGAGAUAGCCAGGAAGCACAGGCUAGGGCUGAAGGGGGAGCAGCACCAGGUGAAAAGGUGAAAGAAGCAGUACUGAAAAGCCUUGACAAGAGUAAAGCCGCCUUAGAAGAAUCGGCCAAAUCAGCAGCAAAAUUAGCUGGGGAAGCAGUGCACAAGACUACAAAUAAGAUGAAAAGAACAUUUUCUUUUGGAGAUAGAGACCCUGGACACCAAGAGGAUGAGCUCUAAUGGAAAAAGAACUUUGUAAAAUAAAUGUGAAUGAUUAGCACCUUGGAAGUUUAGCUUAGUUUCAUAAUGUAUGUACCGGUAUUUCCACUUGAUUAGUGUUGUUUUUUUCCAUUGGAUUGUUCAUUGUUGUCUCGUGUAUUUAUAUAUAUAAAUAUGUACAAGUCCCAACGCCAUCACAACUAGGCCUAAUUUGGCUUAACUUGGAACUAGAAUUGAAUUCGA
Solanum pennellii is the source of this 1033-nucleotide messenger RNA. RefSeq lists its product as uncharacterized. The record is from RefSeq and is a predicted model, not a curated record. The transcript is spliced from 2 exons. Bases 290 to 811 code for a protein of 173 amino acids. NCBI's taxonomy places the organism in Eukaryota, Viridiplantae, Streptophyta, Magnoliopsida, Solanales, Solanaceae.